Zymoseptoria tritici IPO323 is the source of this 2553-nucleotide messenger RNA. RefSeq names its product SWI/SNF chromatin remodeling complex component. Gene Ontology annotation, cellular component: pericentric heterochromatin; nucleus. Lineage: Eukaryota; Fungi; Ascomycota; Dothideomycetes; Mycosphaerellales; Mycosphaerellaceae. Gene Ontology annotation, biological process: lymphocyte proliferation; negative regulation of gene expression via chromosomal CpG island methylation; DNA methylation-dependent constitutive heterochromatin formation. Gene Ontology annotation, molecular function: ATP binding; chromatin binding; ATP-dependent chromatin remodeler activity. The transcript has a single exon. Bases 1 to 2553 code for a protein of 850 amino acids. The record is from RefSeq and is a predicted model, not a curated record.
AUGGCAGAGGCGAGGAGGAAAGCCGAUGAGAAGCACGAAAAGAAACUAGCCUCCGAACGAGAAAACGAUCGAAAAGGUGGGAAGGAAGUCGUGGACACCAAGUACAAAGCAUUGGAGUAUCUGCUCAGCCAGAGCAAGCUGUACUCGGCCAUUAUGCUCCAGCAGAUGACAUCGCAGGAAGAGGCCGAGGAAGCAAAAGACGAAAAGAGCAAGAAGCGGGCGCAGAAGAAAGAGGAGAAGGCUGAGAAGGCGGCAGAGGCGAGCCAGAAGAGAGCGACGAGAACGGCUGCUGCGGUGGAGUCUGCUGGGCAGGAUGCUGCAGCGCAGUCGCCGAAAAGAGAGUUGCCGAAGAGAGGAAAGGCGGCGAAACAGACGAAGGGGUCCGGGAAGAUCUCGGAUUAUGUGAAGAAGGAUGAUGUGAAAGCGAAGUCUGGAGAAACGUCGAUCUCGGAGGCGUUGGCCGCGGAGACGAAGGAUGCCGAAGUGAAGCCUGGCGACAUUGGUAUGCAGGAUCUGCGAUCUGCAAAGCAACCCGAGCUGGUCAGUGGGGGUUUGAUGCGGACGUAUCAGCUGGAGGGUCUGGACUGGUUGACAUCGUUGUACGAGAAUGGUCUGAACGGUAUCCUUGCAGAUGAGAUGGGUCUGGGCAAGACCAUUCAGACUAUUUCGUUCAUCGCAUUCCUGCGAGAGAGAGGCGUCAAUGGUCCGUUCCUGAUUGCAGCUCCACUCAGCACAACAAGCAAUUGGGUCGCCGAAUUCAAGAAGUGGACACCCACCAUCCCGGUCGUGCUCUACCAUGGCAGCAAGCAGGAGCGAGAAGAGAUUCGCAACAAGCAGUUGAAGAACCCUGGCAGUGAGGAGUUCCCCAUCAUCUGCACUAGCUACGAGAUUUGCAUGAACGACCGCAAGUUCCUGGCGCAUUAUGAUUGGAAGUUCAUCAUCAUUGACGAAGGGCACCGUAUCAAGAAUCUGAACUGUCGACUCAUCCGGGAAUUGCAGUCGUAUCAGUCAGCAAAUCGUCUUCUCAUCACGGGAACGCCUUUGCAGAACAAUUUGACGGAGUUGUGGUCCUUGCUGCACUUCCUCAUGCCGAGCAUCUUCGACAAGCUGGAGUCAUUUGAAAGCUGGUUCGACUUCUCCGCGCUGAAGGAGAAGAAUGGAUAUGAACAGAUUUUGUCUGAAGACCGAAAGAAGAAUCUCGUCGCCAGUCUCCAUGCCAUCUUGAAGCCUUUCCUUCUGCGAAGAGUCAAAGCAGAUGUCGAAACUUCGCUGCCGAAGAAAAGAGAGUACGUCUUGUACGCUCCUCUAACGCAGACUCAAAGAGAGCUGUAUCAUGAGAUCCUCGAAGGCAACAGCAGAGCGUACUUGGAGAACAAGGUGGUCGAAAGUCUCAGUGGAACCACAACGCCAACAAGCACACGCAGUCGCAGCUUGAAACGAAAGGCCAUCGAUGGAGCCUCGACGCCCAACAAAAGCGCCAAGUCAAGCCGUGCCUCCACACCAGCUACGAACAAGAGUUCAGGAGCACGAUCCCGCAAAGCAAAGAAAAGCCAGACAUACGAAGAAGUCUCGGACUCGCAGUACUUCAAGCAGCUGGAAGACGUCGAACCCUCCUCACCGGCGGAAGAGUCUCUCAAUGACUCGGAAGCAGAGGAAAACGAACGUGCCAAAACCCUCGCCCUUGCAAAACGAGAAAUCGCGGGCAAGAAACUCCAAAACCCCAUCAUGCAACUCCGACAAUGCUGCAACUCGCCUCACAACUUCUACUACCCCUUCGACAUGGACGACCACACUCCCGUGGACGAGACGCUAGUCACAGAGUCCGGCAAAAUGCUCCUCCUCGACCGACUCAUGCCCGAACUUCUCCGCCGCGGGCACAAAGUCCUCAUCUUCUCACAAUUCAAAACGCAGCUCGACUUGCUAGAUACCUACUGCCAAGACCUCCGCGGCUGGCCAACCUGCCGCAUCGACGGCACAGUCGCACAAGUCGAUCGCCAGCAGCAGAUUUUGGAGUUCAAUGACCCGAAGAGCGACUUGAAUAUCUUCUUGCUGUCGACUAGAGCCGGAGGGCAGGGUAUCAAUCUCGCGGCGGCCGAUACAGUCUUGCUCUUUGACUCUGACUGGAAUCCGCAGCAGGACUUGCAAGCUCAAGAUCGCGCUCAUCGGAUUGGGCAGACGAGGCCGGUGAUUGUUUACCGCUUUGCGACAAAAGGGACGGUGGAGCAGAUGCUGCUGGAAAAAGCGGACAGUAAACGGCGACUUGAGAAGCUGGUCAUUCAGAAGGGUCGCUUUCGCAGUGGUCCUCGCGGCGGGGAGGGUGCGGGCGAGGACUUUGCAGAACUGCAGAAAUUGCUGGGACGGGACGAUGGCGAGAGGAUUGAUGUCGAGGAUGGAAAGGGUCUUCUGAGUGAUGAGGAAUUGGCGGUGUUGACGGAUCGGAGUGAGGAGGCUUUUGAGAGGGCGGAGAAGGGGCUUGAGGUUGGUGGUGGGGUGUUUAAGAGUGUGAAGACGGAGGCUGGUGGGGGAGGGUUGUUGGAGAGUUUGCAGAAGUAG